Messenger RNA from Conger conger (European conger), 3744 nucleotides. RefSeq lists its product as uncharacterized. The transcript has 7 exons. Lineage: Eukaryota; Metazoa; Chordata; Actinopteri; Anguilliformes; Congridae. The coding region runs from base 139 to 1131 and encodes 330 amino acids. The record is from RefSeq and is a predicted model, not a curated record.
GGUAAGAUUACACAUCAGAGUUGGCCACUGCAUAUUCAAGUGUAAACGCAGUUUUAGUUUUAACACCAGAGACAUGUCAGAUUGCUGAUUGAAGCUCCCUUUGCUACAAUAAGAGAAAGACGUCAGAAUCUCACCAAAAUGUUCCAGCUUGGAAGCAGACUGGUCCAGUUUCAGUUGACUGCAGAUCCCUCUGAGUAUAGUAGAGAAGACGAUGACACCCAACAGUUAUCGCACAGUUUUAACGGAUUUCUUGACAAAGUCAGAAACGUGGGUGGACUGAAAAAAGAAGAUUUUUUCUGCAACCUGCGGGUUCCUGUCCAGCAUCAGACUGCUAAAGAUGAAAUCAACCUAGUCAUCCUUACAGGCCGUGCUGUGUUCUGCAUUGAUGUUAAGUGCUGGAGGGGUGAGGUGUCAGCGCACAACCAACAUUGGCAGCUCCAGCAGAAAGAAGAAGACCAAAACUUUACCAACACCUCCAUCCAGCAGGUGGCUGACCCGCUUCAAGCUAUCACGACCAAAACAACCAAACUGUGGAACCACAUGAGAUGCAGUGGGGUGUCCGUGCCUCAGACACUCUUCCUCCCGAGGGUGCUCUUCCUCUCCCCGGACUGCCAGCUGGAAGACGGACUGAGGAAGAGGAAGGAGCUGGUAUCUCAUUGGGACAUGGAAGCGUUCCUGCGCUCCUUUAAGGAGGGAUAUGUGGCCUGGGUCUCUGACGCACUGACUCCAUCAUGGCUGUCUGGUCACCUGUCGUACCGACAGCUGGGAGAGUUGAAGGAGGUUCUGAAGAAGAUGGGGACGUGGGAUCUGGUCAGACUGCACUGUGGUGAGCAGCUGAAGGGAGACUACCAGGGCUGCCAACACAUCGCUCUCAACCGGCAAGAGACAGACAAGCUGGAGUUCUCCAAGCUCAAGGCCCUGUCCACAGGCUCACUCUGGGCUCUGCUGGGGCACACACCGCAAGUGACGGUGAAGAUGUACAAGCGCGGCGGCCAGGCGUGGCUGGGAAGGCCUCUGACCGGCACCGCCACCAUCCCCUCCAGCACCCACGUGCUGUUCCGCGUCAGCGGAGAAGACUCCGACUCCAAGAUCCUCGCCUCACGCAUCCACACCAUCUCCCUCAGCAUAUGAGCCAGACACACUGCCCCAGCUCCAACCCAGUACUGUGUCAACGCCCCAUGCACUGGCCCUACCCCUUCCACUCAUUCUAUUAAUGAAGGUCAGUUUAUAGUCUAGCGACAGAGCGCCACUGUGACCAACGGCGUGCAGUGGAUGUCGCUGGUUGCAGCCACAUUUGUUUAUACUCUGUGUGACUGGAGUGCGUUAAUACUUACUUUUUAGCGGCAACAACUACAGUCUGUGUCGGGCGACAGUAGAACGUUCAUGAACAUUCAUGAUUUCAGUCGACCGACACACUGUCUCUGGACUAUAAACUGGCCUUAAGAGCUACUGUUCAUCAGUGGCUGGCUGUGGAUAUGCCCAUGAGGCUAGACAAAUGUUACUGUAACAUGUUGCUUUUAGUCAAAAGAUUGGUUUUUAUUCAUAUAUAAUUUUGUGUAUCAUUUCGGUCCUUUUUACGGCUAUCCGAUCAAGUUGAAUAACACCUUUUUUUCUGUCUCAUAAAUUCAGUCCGCAGCGGUCUACUCAGAAAUGAAAACGGCACAAAUGAAUGUAAUGGGUCUAAAUGUUUUUAAGCCAUUUAAAAAUCCUUUCAUACGCUAUGUAUAAAUAUGCACAAAACCAGAAUGCCCCUACCUCAGAAACCGCUGCAUACGAUUCCCACAAUCUCACUGCCUGCUCACCCCUCAGUGGCCUUUAAUCCUAGCUGACAAUAUUAUGUUAAUGUACCUUUUUCCAGUAAUUAGCGUGAUUAAUUUUCUCUUGUUUUGAAUGACAAUUACAGUGCCUGCCAACACUUUAAAGUACUCAUUAAUUGCCAAUUUAAUCAGUGCGCUAGUCUGUUUCCGAGGCGCAGUCCUGUCAUGUUUGAUGCUAUAAUAGGGGGUGAUUAAAAAAUGCGUGGCCUCUAACAUGAGAAGAGGUGUAAAACGUAUUACCGAUAUUGUUUUAAUGGUUUGGUGAUUCAUCAUAUGCUUGUGGGGAGUUAUGCUUUUAGUGCUUGGUAAAUAUGUUCCACCGCAGGACUGGGAGUGGAUAACUUGUUUAAGAGUUCACAUAUGCUCAAAGAGCACCAUUCAUUUUUACUAGAUUUGUCUUUUAUGGCGUUUUAGUUCUCUACACUCUUCCGUACGAUUCUCAGGCACAGAGCUGCAUUAGCAUCUUACGGCUCCAUUUACCGUGGCUGGGAUUGACUCAAACGAAGUUACUACUACUUCUAUCUGAACAUCAGUGCCUUAAGCUAAGCUCAGAGGGGAAAGGGCCCUUUCUGUAUCCUCAUCUGAUCUCUGUAAGCAGCACCUCUGCACCUGAAAACAAAUUAGGUUUCUGCUCUAGCUCUCUCUCUGGAAUUGUCUGUUUACAAAAUUCGCUUAGAGAAAAUGGCCACCGGUGAGCAAAUUUGGUGGUGAUUUCAGGCGAUGUAUUUACACGUGCUCUGCCCAGUUGAGAGGGGCCCGCAAAUUUUCGCAAUAAUUUUCAGCCUCUAUUUACUCAUUUACGAUGAAAGAAGCAAUAUGUAUACAGUCCCAUAACAACAGUCUCAGGAUAAAUACAAUUAUGUUCUUGUGUGGUUGUUGGGCAGUCGUUCCCACAGCUAUAACAUACCGUUUCACUUAAUGUACAUACGUAUGUAAUUCUAUUCUCACUAGGUUUCUGUUAAUGUUCAGUUCCACUGUAUGUUGGGAGAAUGAUGUACUGUAGUUUUGGGUGGGUGUUAAAUGUAUAUUACUGGAAAGAAUGUGCAACAAUGUAACACAAAAUAAAUGUAAUGUCACAAACACUGCGAGUGUAAACUUUAUAUAAACUGUAAAUUGUUGGCUAUCUGAAACUUACUCAUAUCUUUAGAGGGUUCCUUGAAAAGACAAGUAACACUGGUCCAGAUUCAUCUGAGGUUUUCUCCAGUGGCUUUAAUACGUGCCUUGAGAAUGUCCCCACCACCUACAAGACCAUCUACAAGACUGUUUUGCUUUACGUUUCAUACAGCACAGCUGAUAGGACGUCAGGCUUAGGGGAGGUGGCCUGAAUUUAUAUCCACUCCAGUCCGAUGUCUUGACGGGUCACAUCUGUGUCCCAUUUUCAACAAGGUCUGUAUCCGUGCAUUCUCGGUGCAAUAAAUCACUCAAAGUAAUUAGCUACCUGCACUUGUACAAGGCUCCACGAACACACAAGAACAGAUACUUACGGGCUAUUUUCAAAUCCCAUUCAGCGACGACCACAAUAUUGUCACAGUAUAGCACCCUUUGUUGGCGGAGAUAGAGAGGAGUGGGGUGAUGAAACAGAACAAAAUGAGGCCAAAGUGUUGAAGGAGGACUCAAAAAGAUGCAAUUUACAUGUUGCUUUAACCUCCUCUGUGUUUGGAGGACACAGGUCCCGGAUGAAUCUAUUACCUCUUUUAGCAAUCUGAACACCCUGAUUUUGAGUUAUUUUCGUUGUUUUGUUCAGAGAUAAUUUAUGGAUCUUGAGAAAAAAGCACUUGCGACAACAGUGAAGCAUAAAGACGAUUCGACCCCUUUGUACUAAGCCGGGUACUUGCUUGUUUUAUCUUUGCGAUUUCAUUUAAAUGGAAAUGUGAUCAUGUAUUCUGUACUUGCAUGUCUUUAUCUUUUGGUGUUUACAAUAAAAUAA